This is a messenger RNA of Brassica napus (rape), 2311 nucleotides long. Its product is annotated as titin homolog. The record is from RefSeq and is a predicted model, not a curated record. Bases 215 to 2206 code for a protein of 663 amino acids. Gene Ontology annotation, molecular function: protein binding. NCBI's taxonomy places the organism in Eukaryota, Viridiplantae, Streptophyta, Magnoliopsida, Brassicales, Brassicaceae. The transcript is spliced from 2 exons.
ACUCAAAGACUCAAAGGUACGACCUCCUUCACAUUUCUCUCUUCAAUCUCUCUCUUAUACCAGCCGCUUCUGGAUCGCAAAGAUCCCGACUUUAUCCCCAAAUCUCUCCUCAAUUUAGCUGAAAUUGGAACUUCGAUUCUAGGGUUUUGUUCAACCCUUGGCUGAUUUACUGGGUUUGCUUCGAUUUCUAAUCUCUCAACUCCUCUAAUGUUUAAUGGCGAGGCAAAGGCCGAAGCAGCUGGAGCCAAACAAGAUUGGUUCUUCCAAGGUGGGUUUUGAAGGAGAAGAAGAAGAAGGAGGUUGGGUUUUUGUUAAGAAGCAGAGAGUCAUCAUUGUCUUGCCUUCUCUUCCUCUACCUGAGCCUUUUAUUGGGGAGAAGCCUCCUGCAACUUCUUAUCUUCAAGCUGAGCGUAGAGACUCUGUUGUUGCUGAUACUCGAGAAGCUGCUCGUGUGGUGGUGGUGCCUUCUCUUCCUCUACCUGAGGAAUUCGUUUUGAAGAAGCCUGAGACUUGUCAGUCACUAGUUGAGUUGAGAGACAUUAUUGCUGCAGAUAUACGUGAGACUACUCCUCUUCCUCGACCUAAAGAUUUCAUUUUGCAGAAGGCUGUAACUUGUCAAUCACAGGCUGAGUUAGGAGAUGUAGUAACGGAUAAGCAUGUAACUACUCCUCUUCAGAGAGUGGUGCCUGAGCCUUUUGUUUUGGGGAAGCCUGCAACUUCUCAGUUACAAGCUGAGUUAAGAGAGGCUAAUGUUCACACAAUGGUGCCUUAUGUUCCCGUACCUGAACAUCGCACUUUGCAGACACCUGAAACUUCUCAAACGCAAGCUGAGUUUAGAGCAGAUAAGCAUGAAGCGUCUCUUGUUCACACAGUGGUGCCUUCUCUUCCGGUAACUGAGCAUAUCACUUUGCAGAAGCCUGCAACUUCCCAUUCACAAGCUGAUUUAAGAACGCGCAAACCUGCUCUUGCUCACUCUGUGGUGUCUUCUCUUCCGGCAACUGAACAUAUCACUUUGCAAUCACAAGCUGAGAUAAGAGCUGAGGAGAUGCGCAAAGCUACUCUUGUUCACACUGUGGUGUCUUCUCGUUCGGUAACUGAACAUAUCACUUUGCAGAAACCUGCAACUUCGAAAUCACAGGCUGAGUUAAGAUCUGAGGAGACGCGCAAAGCUUCUCUUGCUAACACUGUAGUGUCUUCUCUUCCAGAGUAUGAGCAUCGCACUUUGCAGAAGCCUGUAACUUCCCAGUCACAAGCUGAGCUAAGAGCCAAGGAGACGCUCAAAGCUACUCUUCUUAGCCCUGUGGGGCCUAAAAUUCCAGUAACAGAGCAUCGCACUUUGCAGAAGCCUGUAGCUUCUCAGUCACAAGCUGAGCUAAGAGCCAAGGAGACGUUCAAAGCUACUCGUGUUCAAGCAGUGGCGCCUUCUCUUCCUGUGCUUGACUAUUGCACUUUGCAGAAGCCUGCAACUUCUCAUUCACAAGAUGAGUUAAGAGCCAAGACUCGCAAAGCUACUCUUGUUCACGCAGUGGAGCCUUAUCUUCCAGUAACUGGGCAUCUCACUUUGCAGAAGCCUGCAACUUCCCAAUCACAAGCUGAGCUAAGAGCCAAGGAGACGCCCAAAGCUACCGUAGUUCAAGCAGAGAUGCCUUCUCUUCCUGUGCUUGACUAUUGCACUUUGCAGAAUCCUGCAACUCAUCACCUACAAGCUGAGCCGAGAGACUUUGUAUCAGAUGCUCAGGAAACAGCUGAUUUUCAAGCUGUAGACAAACCGGAGAGGGUGAUGGAUCGCAGUUACACAACCAGGAAAGCUCCAGGUCCAAGGAGAUCAUCCCAAGAUUGUAGGAUGGAUUCAGAUAGAAGGAUGGCAAACCAAAGGAGCCGUCCUACAGGUCACAACAAGCCUAUAAGGUUUCCUAGAGUGAUGUGCAGCUCUGUGGUUAUGGACAACGAGAAGCUUAGAGUGGUGAAUCUAGAGAAGAAGGUUGAGAAAGCAGGAGGGUUGAACGAAUGGGUAGGAUCUAUAGGAUUGGGGAGAGAGUUUGAGAGGAUGCUGAGAGGACAGAGGAUGAGUAAGUUUCAAAUGGCGAAUUUGACAAUGGAGAAGCUUAAGCAGAUGGGUGCUUUAGCCGUUGGACCUAGAAGAAAGCUUAUACAUGCUAUUCGUUGUGUCUAUCACCCACAUUGUCUUCGUGCUUCCUUUAACUAAGUAUACACAUCUUGUCACAGUUUAGUCUUUCAUUGUCCAGUAAUAAAACUUUGAUAUUGCUUGUUUGAUUAGAGAUUUUAAAUUUUAAUGGUCAAAGUUUGAUAA